Physcomitrium patens is the source of this 1272-nucleotide messenger RNA. RefSeq lists its product as uncharacterized. NCBI's taxonomy places the organism in Eukaryota, Viridiplantae, Streptophyta, Bryopsida, Funariales, Funariaceae. Gene Ontology annotation, molecular function: protein binding. The record is from RefSeq and is a predicted model, not a curated record.
UCUAAUCGGAUUUCUAGUUUAGUUGUUCAAACAGCUGUUGCAGCGUCAGAUCGGUUCUUCUCUCUGACCUCCAUGACAAUUGAGUGGUUCUCAUGGUUGGCGGAGGUGGGGAUGCAGAAGCACACCCCCCUAAUGGUUCUCAACCAUCUGGAAGAGGAGGACAUCGCUCACUUCGACCACGACCUACUGCGCAGCAUCGGCGUUGCCAUUGCGAAGGACCGAUUGCUUAUCCUCAGCCAGAAGAACAAGCACCUUCGUCGGCAGAGAGGCCGGACUAAGGUGGAUGUUCUGAAGAUUGCCGCGGAAGCCCAGUCCACCAUCAUAGAGAGGGUACGAAUGAUGCUGGUGGACGAGAUGAAGCUGCUUCUGUGGAUCAGGAAGUCAUGGCCGCUCUGCCACCGGAACGUGUUACUUGAGGAGGGCUACUUGUCGCCUACCGCCCCACCGCAAGGCUCGCGCGCAGUGACGACAACUACCGAACGUACGCCUCGUGGGAUAGAGCUUCUUUCCAGUGCGAAGGACAUACUGUGGGCUGCACUGUAUGGAAGUGUGGAGACGAACGUGAUGAUCCACCGUGUGGAGCGAGAGCUACUGGUGAUUACAAUCCCGGGAAGUAAGGCGCAUGUAUUCAAUUUCUUCCAGUCUGUGACGGAAGUGGGCGCGCUAGGCACAUGGCGAGACCCUGAGAAUCGGUGCCACGAUGAGGGUGAGCCCAACAUGAUGCUCCAGGUGGAGUACGGGGAGUCCAGCUCGGAGGUAGUCGGAGACGCAAUCAUGGUGUCAAUUCACCUCAUCAACCUUUUGGAAGUUAAUGAAAUCGUCUUGUACGCGAGGUCUUCCAACAUUGAGCAGAGUACACUAUUCACAGAGCUUUACUUCGAGAAGCACGAGGCUGCAUCGGCCAUGAUUCAUGAAUGCUCCUGAGCGUCGCACAAAGAGUCUUGGAAUUCGUCGUCAUCCAGGGACUACACAAUGUGCACAUCUGUUGUUAGAGGUGCCGAAGGUUGACCUUCACUGGUAGAUGCGUCUCAUCUCCGUCAUUUAGAACUCUAUUUGCAGUUUAUUAGCCGAUUCCAGUAACUUCUGUGGGAAUUCGAGCUUGAACUGAAAUCCUGAAAUCCUAGAACCCAAACUUGUCCAACUGGUAGUUGACGUCUACGAGGACAUUUUUGUCGGUUUGAAAUCCGCUUUUGUAACAGAUGUUAUUUCGGCAUUACAAUAUAAUGCACUUUUCAUUGAAAAAAAUGCCUUCAGAAUCCUUAUUUCUGGAUU